UGAUGACAAUAACUACAGGGAGGAGAAGUUAAUCCAAUUUGUCGUUACCCAAAACUGCCUUCAAUUUGAAUCCGUUAUGCAGGCAGCACCGGCGGACACUCCUGUAAAGAAAACCGGAAACUCGAUGAUGAGGAAGAAGUAGUGAAGCAGCCCAGCUAUCCAGCCCAACUUUGGCAAAAGUUGUAUUGUCGUGAUUUAUAAAGAAUACAGUCCUGCAAAAAUCUUAACAAUGUCUGGAUCAUCCAGCAUCGUAGCGAUGAAGAAAGUUGUACAACAGUUGCGCCUGGAGGCUGGCAUUCACAGAGUUAAGGUGUCCCAGGCCGCAGCAGACCUGCAGCAGUUCUGCCUCCAGCACGCCCAGCAGGACCCUCUGCUCUGCGGCAUGUCGUCCAGCAACAACCCGUUCAGACCGCAGAAAGUCUGCUCCUUUCUAUAGCACCGACACACCGAGCGACACUUCUGCCUCUGUUUUGGACAUUGUGUUGCCUUGUUGGAACUGGACUGCAGGACCGGCGCUGUGGACUGGAAUAGCCUCAGCAGCGUUUGUGAAUAUGGGGACUAGGAACUAACUAGUCAGUUUUUUGUACUUAUGCCUUUGUAAAAUCUCAUAUGGAAACAUUUCCAGGUGCUUAUGUGGCCAGAUAUUAGUCUUAACCUACUUGCUUUGAAGUAACUAACCCACAUCCACACAUGUGCCUUUUGAAUUGUACAUUUUUCAUUCCUGAUUGAGAAUAUAUUAUAUUUCCACAUUUUAAACUUGCACCAACAUGUAUUAUUAAAAUUUGUAUAUUCAAUUUGA
Anoplopoma fimbria (sablefish) is the source of this 799-nucleotide messenger RNA. RefSeq names its product guanine nucleotide-binding protein G(I)/G(S)/G(O) subunit gamma-5-like. Gene Ontology annotation, cellular component: heterotrimeric G-protein complex. Gene Ontology annotation, biological process: G protein-coupled receptor signaling pathway. NCBI's taxonomy places the organism in Eukaryota, Metazoa, Chordata, Actinopteri, Perciformes, Anoplopomatidae. The record is from RefSeq and is a predicted model, not a curated record. The transcript is spliced from 4 exons. Gene Ontology annotation, molecular function: G-protein beta-subunit binding. Bases 230 to 436 code for a protein of 68 amino acids.